UAUGUGGGAAGUCGCAAGAACACUCCACGCCCGCUUUUGUGAUAUUUGGACAUUCCCACCCGGUGUCAGGGGAAGGUGACGUCGAUAGCGACGGCGACGACGACGGCGACGGCGACGGCGACGGCGAUAACGUUGAUGCAUGCAAAUUCAUUCUUAAACGUCGAUUACUAAUAACCACGGUUUAGAAAUGACACGUUCCAAAUUACGAGUGUAAAAAUUAUAAAAAUCUAUAAUAUAUAUGUACAUAUACUUAUAUAAUAUAUAUCUCGAUGAAAAGUAAAUUCAAUGUCUCACGUUUAUUACAACGAAUUAUGGCUCAUUACGAGAAACGACUUGGAAAAGCUGUUAGAACUCGAACGAGGAUUGCAAAAAAGUGCACCGUUAAAAAAAGGAGUUGCUUUAAAUUCAGCUUUAUCUAUAUAUCUAAGGAAAGUGCUUAAAUCAACUUUAUACCGUAAUAUUGUAAGAAGGCUCAUCAUGUGUUACGAUCAAAUGGUUCAGACACAGAAGCGGGAAUUAAUUAAGAAGAUGUUAGAUUGUGCCAUUGGGCGAAUGCUAGAAUACAAAAAGAAAAUUGUCAAUCUGAAUUAUUCAGAUUAUCAAUGGGCUGACGAUAUUUUGAAUAAAAUGAAAUUCACGCCAGACGACAUCGAGCUGUUCGUAUCGGUAUCUGGCCGAGAACGUUUAGAUGAACGCAGAAAAUUUAUUCAAGAGUUGGAGGAGAGUGCUCGCAGAGUACCAGAGACAAGAGAACGCAGCCUUUCGCAAAUACACCUUGAGAGUAUGCCCAGCAUUGAGAUGGAAGAUGAGACGUUGAAGACGCGCGCUACUCGAAGAAGAAUACGCGUCGUGCAACCCUCGAAGAUAGAGUUAAUUCACGAAUCGCCUGAGGAAAAAGCAGCCCGAGAAGCGAAGCUUGCUGCUGAAAGAACUAUGCGUAACGCGAUAUUAUUGAUACAGAGUCAUGAGAGAGCUAGAAAGGGACGCUGUUAUGGUGCAGAUGUGAAACGUAUGUACGAUUACAACAAGAAAGUGAGAACUGGAGAAAUAAUACCGAGAAAAAUAGAUCGUAUCAAAUACAUGAAGUCAGUGGUGACGAUACAACGCGCAUGGCGGCGUUACGCUGCUAGAAAAGCUAUGAGACAACGAAUUGCGCGUCUCGAAGACGCUUUGGGUAUGACGAUACCGAGCUGGCGAUAUCGCGAGACAAUCGCGAAGGAUGAUGACAACUUUCAGCGACGACGUGCUCUGAUGCCCGUAUUUGACGCACGCACGAAGAAGGCAAUCAGUGACGAACGUACAAGGCUGCUGAAAAUCAGAGGUCCUGGACUAGUGGAGGACAUCACUGAUGAGAUUCGCGAGUGGUUCGUCGUUUGGUACAACGCAUUAGGACACUACGACGUGUUCCCGGCAGCGGAUGUUGGUGGCAGCGUGCUGAUCGUGACCGGGCAAACCUUGACGCCGCAGGAAUAUCUAUUGGAAAAAUUAGAAAAAGAGAAAAAAGCCAAAGGCAAACGAGCUGAGAGAAUGGCACUAUUUCCCGAAGCUGAAUCGAUCAAGACCAAAGUUCCUGGUUCGAAGAUGCCGCAAACGGAUGCUCUGUCUUGCUUGAAUGAAACGAACAUCGAGUUCAUUCGAAAUUGGAGCUUUCGCAAAGAAACAAAUUCAGAGCAGGAAUAUCUGGAUUUGAUCACCGAGAAACUUGGUUAUGAGUUGCAGCUUGAAAUGAGGGAGAUAGUAGACGAAUUGAUGAGGGCCGAGCUGGAAUUAUUAAACGAGGCAUUGCUGAAAGAUCACGCAUAUGAUAAGGAGAAAUUCACGAUUCCUACAAUGGACAAAAAGGAUGUAACGAUAGAUAUUGACAAAAGGAAGAGAAAGAAGGACAUUUUGGAAGAUGUGACUGACGAGGAUCUCUUCAGCGAGCUUGUACAAGCUCAAAUUAUUAGAAAUUACCCAACUAUUUUCUUACGCGAUUGGUUUGGCGAUCUUUCCUAUCAAAAUUACGAGGCACGUCGCGAAUUUCGACAUUAUAAGCCUCGGCUUGGAGAGGUAAAGCAGCUCGUCUUGGAGUAUUGCGUAUUGCCUUUAAUUUCCAAGGAGACACAUAAACUUGCACCGUUAGUGCGUUCUGUAUGCAUCUAUGGAUUACCGAGAGCCGGAAAGACUUCACUCGCCAAUGCCAUUUGUUCAGAAAUUGGCGCAUUACUUAUCAAUGUAUCACCAUCCGUUUUAUUUGAUAAAUACAUGGGUAAGGAAAAUCAACAGAGACUCAUUGACACAAUCUCUAAAGUGGCUCGCAUUUACGCACCUUCUAUCAUAUUUCUCGAUGCUGGCGAGAAACCCUGGUUGAAAAAAGUUCCACCAGAGGAAAUAGAUCUUCGACCCAAGCGAUUCGCCAAUUAUUUUGUUAAACUAAUGAAAGGCAUUAAGCCGGGAGAUCAGAUACUGUUUCUCUCGCUGUCCGAAGAACCUCAAAAGGCGACGAAAGCUUUCAUCAAGUUCCAUGAUAAAUUUAUAAUGGUGCCCGCCACCGAUUACAACACUCUUUACAUGUAUUAUAAGGAUCUACUGAUGAAAUAUCACGGCGUCGAUCGCGGCAUCGAUGUCUCCUGUUUGGCCAAGAUGUCCGUCGGGAUUCCUCUAAACUUUAUUCGGCAAGCUGUGGAGAAGGUGCUGUCGCCGCGCCGAAGAAUCACUCUUAAAUCCAAUCCGUUAAGUCCGAUAGAGAUUAUGGAUGAGAUAUUGACGUAUCCAUAUCCUACGGUGGAGAUGGUGAAGAAUCUUGAUGAAUUUGAGAGACGCACCCCACUUGGUAGAAGAGCCGAAGCUUCCUAGGAAGUUUGCGACUUUCGGAAGAAACGCGGAAGAUGAUGGGAAAGACUUGGAGACACAGAGAGAGAGAGAAUGAAUAUACGUACCUCUAAUGUGUAAUAUGUCAGUCUCGAACGUGUUGCCAACCCUUACACCCUCCCACACCUGACCUCGGUCUCAAAGCGGAGGAGGAACCCAGUAG
Molecule: messenger RNA, 3013 nt
Organism: Solenopsis invicta (red fire ant)
Lineage: Eukaryota; Metazoa; Arthropoda; Insecta; Hymenoptera; Formicidae
Product: IQ and AAA domain-containing protein 1-like
Exons: 11
Coding region: 286-2835 (849 amino acids)
Molecular function (GO): ATP hydrolysis activity; ATP binding; protein binding
Source: RefSeq, a predicted model, not a curated record